Knipowitschia caucasica is the source of this 891-nucleotide messenger RNA. Lineage: Eukaryota; Metazoa; Chordata; Actinopteri; Gobiiformes; Gobiidae. The record is from the annotation of a GenBank genome assembly.
AUGACAGCCAAGGCAUCUUGCUUCACGACCCGAUCGCCCGCAUUUUGGCACGCCGUUGAUUUGAUUUCUCGCAGGCUGACCCAUCCCCCCUUGGGGGGGUGGGGUUGUGCGGUGUUUAUUUGUGGGGGUGGUUGUUGGGUCCCCAACAGCCCCAACAGCCCCAACACCCCCAACACCCCCAACACCCCCAACAGCCCCAACAGCCCCAACAGCCCCAACAGCCUCAACACCCUCAACAGCCCCAACAGCCCCAACAGCCCCAACAGCCCCAACACCCCCAACACCCCCAACAGCCUCAACACCCCCAACACCCCCAACACCCCCAACACCCCCAACAGCCCCAACAGCCCCAACAGCCCCAACACCCCCAACAGCCUCAACACCCCCAACACCCUCAACAGCCCCAACAGCCUCAACAGCCUCAACAGCCCCCUCAGCCCCAACAGCCCCAACACCCCCAACACCCCCAACACCCCCAACACCCUCAACACCCUCAACAUCCUCAACAUCCUCAACACCCUCAACAGCCUCAACACCCUCAACAGCCCCCUCAGCCCCAACACCCCCAACAGCCCCAACAGCCCCAACACCCCAACAGCCCCAACAUCCCCAACACCCCCAACACCCCCAACACCCCCAACACCCCCAACACCCCCAACACCCUCAACAGCCCCAACAUCCCCAACAGCCCCAACACCCCCAACAGCCCCAUCAGCCCCUGCAGUAGUCAUGCAGAUCUACAUGUACAACGCCGACGACUUCGACAGCCUCAGUGCAGCGCUCCGGGAGAAGAGGAACAUCGCCGCCAUGGCCGUGUUUUUCCAGGUACGAGUUGGUGUCGUCAUUUUCUAUGUUUACUCAGCAACGAUCAAACCAUUCAGACUAAAAUGA